Messenger RNA from Entelurus aequoreus (snake pipefish), 1941 nucleotides. It is a transcript of the gene ppp1r15b, whose product is annotated as protein phosphatase 1, regulatory subunit 15B. Gene Ontology annotation, molecular function: protein phosphatase regulator activity. Gene Ontology annotation, biological process: response to endoplasmic reticulum stress. Gene Ontology annotation, cellular component: protein phosphatase type 1 complex; endoplasmic reticulum. Bases 225 to 1544 code for a protein of 439 amino acids. The transcript has 3 exons. NCBI's taxonomy places the organism in Eukaryota, Metazoa, Chordata, Actinopteri, Syngnathiformes, Syngnathidae. The record is from RefSeq and is a predicted model, not a curated record.
CACCUCACAGAACAACAUCAGAUGACUACAGCGACAAAAUGGACACCGCCUGACAGAACUCCGAGGAAAAUGGCAAAGGUUCGCCAGAAAAUGAAGCGACAGCUUAGCGACAUUCAUCUGUCUUUGACGCGAAGUCAGUGGGUCUUCGACGAAGAAUACCAAAAUACGUGAUACGAGUUGUUGUUUUAAGUCGCUCUUGCAGUCACGCCAGCGAGGAGGGAAAAAUGGCGACGCUCGCCGCUGCCCCGAGGACAAUAAUAACAACAACCAGCAUGGAAAGCUUCGGCUACAGAGGGAUGGCCAUUCUGCCUUGGACAAAGCAGGUGCUGGCGGUGUUGUGGGAGCAGCUUUGGCUGCUGGUGAAGGUAAUCUAUUGCUCCUUCAUGUCAGUCUUCCAGAUGUUCCGGUUUGAGGUCCAUUUCCGAAUAACCGACCAGAUGGGUCAGCACAACCCGGCCGAGUCCUUCCUCUUCUCCUCGCUGUUUGACGGCGACAACGGCGACGAGGACAGCAAGACGGCGGCGGGGACGCUCCUGUCCAGUCUGGCCGCGGCACCCGACGACGGCGUCUACAUGGGCUUUCGCGGCGACUUCAACAUCUUUGUGUCGGGCGGCGCGUCUUCGCACGAGGACAAGUUCUUCGCGGGCGCCUUCCCGGAGGACGAGAGCGGCGAGGACGAGGUGGUGGACAGCAAGGAGAGCGAGGCGCUGUGGGAGUCCCUGUCCACCUGCAAGGACCCCUACAAUCCCCUCUUCUUCUCGGCGUGUCUCGCCUCAAACGCCGCCAAGCGCCAGGAGCGGCCGGGUGACGGCGCGUCAAGUGGGAAGAUCGGCGAUGACAUGUCGGGCCUGAAGAUGUGGGUCAGCCGCUCCGACAGCGACAGCAGCUGGUCCAGCUGGACCAGCUCCGACGCGUCGGGCGGCGACCUGGAGGAGAGCGAGCGGCUUUUGGAGUUCUUCGCCAGUCCCAACGACCCGUACAACCCCAUGUGCUUCACAGCCUGCACCGUCACCAAAGCCCCGACACCCGCCGCCCCGCCCUCCCUCGGGCGCGGCAGCGAGGAGGGCGAGAGCAGCCACGCCUCUUCCUCCGAGGACGACGAGGAGGAGCUGUGGAAGUCCCUCUGCCGGAAAGACGACCCCUACCACCCGCUCAACUUUCAGGCCCGUCUAAGCCAUCUCCAGCCGGCGCUGAGGCCGCAGCCUCCCGGCGCCAAAAAGCUCCAGCCGAAGGGGCGUGUCAGGCGGCACGAUGACAUCACCCGGGUGCCGUGGAAACGACACCAUCGCAAACAUCACUCGGCGGAGAAACACGACAACGCACAAAAAAAGGUGCGUUUCUCCCCGGUGGUGCAGGUGCACGUGAUGCGCACGUGGACAUACGCCAGGCAGGCAUCUCGCAAAGGACCGUGGGAGGAGAUGGCGCGGGACCGCGAGCGCUUCCGAAGGCGCGUCUGUGAGACGGAGCGGGCCGUCGGCCACUGCUUCAGCCCCGCCCACAGAGACAGGCUGCGCGCGUACAUCGACGCCCGGCGAGGAGGAUGAGCGCCAUGGCGGCUUCCUGCGGGUGUUGGAUUGGUUGCAAUGCAACAAUGAUUGGUGUAACUUGGUACCUCAAAGGUUUUCUGCUAGCGACGGCUGCACUGUUGACACUUUUUGUCUUGGCCUUUUUCUGUGCAAUGUUGUCCAUAUUUGCCUUACUUUUUGGACCUAGUCGUGUUCGAUGUUGUAUUUUCACGCCAUGAAUGUAGCGAGUCACCUAGCAGCAGAACCACUUUACUGUUUUUUAUCCACUAUUUCAUGUUUGGUGCAAUUAUUCAUUGGUAAAUUAUUAUUUUUUAUGCCUUUUUGUAUUUUCCUAAUGCAGCCAAAACACGAUAGAGCCUUUUAGGACUGACUGUGAUUAUUAUUAUGACUGAAAACAUGUCUAAUAAAAAAAAAA